AUGUCUAAUUCAACAGCUCAAGUGUUAAUGAAAAAGGGUAAAAGGGGCGCAGCUGCAUAUAUACAUGCGGACUGUGCCAGUGGGUCGCCACAGCACUUAGGACCACUUUUAGACGUGCUGCUGAACCCUAGCAAGGCUAUUGACGAAUGGGAGACAAUAGAUUGGUGCCGGUGGUUGUUGGCCGGUGGGAGGACACCAGAUGAAUUUGCAGCCGUUGUGCGCAGCUACGAUAAACAUGACAAAUGCGGGCUGGUGUGGAUCCCGCGCGUGGUGGCGUACCGCUGCCGCACGUGCGGCAUCUCGCCCUGCAUGUCCAUCUGCCGCGACUGCUUCCACCGCGGCGACCACUCCAACCACGACUUCAACAUGUUCCUGUCGCAGGCUGGCGGCGCCUGCGACUGCGGCGACAACUCCGUCAUGAAGGAGGACGGAUUCUGUAGUAACCAUGGAAACAAAUGCCCGAGAACGGGCGCUGCGCCAGCCGAGCUGAUGUGUGUGGCUGAAGCCAUGAUGCCUCGCCUCAUACUGCGUUUGCUGCAGCAUUUUAGAGAGAACAGUUGGGGGCCCCAAACGACGUCGGACAGCUACCGUAUCGCUGUGCAGGAGUGCGAGGGCUACGUGCAAAUGCUCAUGGAGUUCAACAACAUGGGCGACCUCAUGCGCUCCGCCAUGACUAAGGCGCUCAUUAACCCACAGAUGUACCGCAACCUGGUGGAGCCACCGUUCCCGGACACGGAGUAUGGGCGCUACAUGGCCGAAUCCAAUAAGAUGUAUGAGAAGGCCAUCGAAUCCUUUCCUGCGCCUGAGCCACCGGACGAGUAUCGGCACCUGGCCGCGCUGGCGCCUCGCCUUAUGCACCACACGCUGCUGGACGAGUUCAUCUUCUGGACUUUCAAGUACGAGUUCCCGCAAAAUGUCGUCUGCUUCCUGCUCAACAUGCUGCCCGAUCAGGACUAUAAGGAGCACCUGACGCGCACGUUCGUGCUGCACUACGCGCGCAUCCCGCUGGUGCUGGAGCAGGCGGCCGACCCCGACACGCUGUCCAACCGCGUGGUGCACAUGUCCGUGCAGCUGUUCAGCAACGAGGCGCUGGCGCUGCGCUGCGUACAGCAGCUGCAGCUGCUGCACGUCAUGGUGCUGUCGCUGCGCCUCAUGAUGGGCCGCAUCCUCGUACCCAGCACGCUGCACCACGCGCACCGCCACCGCGUCAUCGACUGCACCAAGCGCCUCAUGAAGGAGCACUGCUACUGGCCGCUCGUCUCCGACUUCAACAACGUGCUCUCGCACAAGAGCGUCGCGUUGCUGUUUCUGCAGGACGACGCGCUGGUUGAUAUGUGGUUCGAGUUUCUCUCCAUGCUGCAAGGCAUGAACGUGAACGUGCGCGAGACUGGCGGGCACAUCGAGUUCGAGCCGUCGUCGUACUAUGCGGCGUUCUCGUGCGAGCUGGAAGCGGCCGCGUACCCGAUGUGGUCGGUGCUGAGCCACCUGUGCGAGCCCGCGCACGCGCCGCUGGCCCGCCGCAUGGUGGCCGCUGCGCUCGCCCGCCUGCAGGACUGGCUGCACGCCGCCAACCUGACGCAGCCGCACGUGCACCGGACAGAGGCGAUGCACGCGUCCUUCCACUUCCCGCUGCACCGGUACCUGGCGGCGUUCCUCUGUGCUGGCGUGCGUUGCAUGGGGUUGCGUGCUGCGGAGCUGCUGCCGUCGCAGGAGCUGCUGGCGCUGCUCGCCGUGCACCCGCUGCGCGUGCAGAUAACAAGGCAAGCAGAUGCAACAUUAACUAGUGCUACCCUCUAG
Parnassius apollo (apollo) is the source of this 1797-nucleotide messenger RNA. The record is from the annotation of a GenBank genome assembly. NCBI's taxonomy places the organism in Eukaryota, Metazoa, Arthropoda, Insecta, Lepidoptera, Papilionidae.